Gallus gallus (chicken) is the source of this 4999-nucleotide messenger RNA. RefSeq names its product POM121 transmembrane nucleoporin C (gene POM121C). Gene Ontology annotation, molecular function: structural constituent of nuclear pore. Gene Ontology annotation, biological process: protein import into nucleus; RNA export from nucleus. The coding region runs from base 3 to 3377 and encodes 1124 amino acids. The transcript has 13 exons. Gene Ontology annotation, cellular component: nuclear pore. The record is from RefSeq and is a predicted model, not a curated record. Lineage: Eukaryota; Metazoa; Chordata; Aves; Galliformes; Phasianidae.
GCAUGCCGGGUUGCCGCUGCUGGCGGGCGGCUCGGCUCGGCGCGGCUCGGCGCGGGAUGGCGGGGGCCGGGCCGGGCGCGGCGCCGUGGGGACGGCGGGGCGCGGCGCUGGCGGUGCUGGGCCUGGCGCUGGCGGCUCUGGCCUGCCUGGUGCUGCAGGGCGCGCUGCUGGGCGCGGCGGCGCUGGGCGCGGCGGGGGCCUGGUGCGCCAUGAGGCCCGGCCCGCCCGCACCGCGCCCGCCCGCCAAAGCCGCCGCUAACGGAGCCCCGGCCGCCCCCUCGGGCCGCUUCGCGAAGGCCGCUCCGCGCCGCCCGGGCUCGGGGCUGUGCUCUCCGCCGCAGGCCCCGCGCCGCCGCUACCCGCUGCCGCUGUCCCGGAGCGCCGUGCCGGGCGCGCUGCCCGCCGCCUGCUGGGACGGCGUCGUCCGGAGGAGCACCGCCUGGGCGCGCCGCGCCGGCCCGGCCCGCAGUCCCGUCACCGUGCGCAUCGGCCGGCCGGGAGGCCCCGCCCGCGGCCCCGUGCUGGAGCAGCUCCUGUCGCCCGUCGCCCUCCUGCCCGGCAACAGCCCGGACCCGUGUGCAAAGGAGACGGUGCUGAACGCCAUCAAGGAGAGCAGAAAGAGGGCGGUGGAGGAGGAGGAGGAGGAGGAGCAGGCGCUGGGUAACGAUCAGGACAGCAAGCGAAGGCGCCAUGACAGCAGCGGAAGUGGGCAGUCGGCAUUUGAGCCCCUGGUCGCCAACGGUGCCCCCGCCUCUCUUAUACCCAAGCCUGGCUCUCUGAAGAGAGGCCUUGCUUCGCAGUGCCCCGAUGACUGCUCAAACAAGAGGUCACGCACCUCCUCCAUGAGCUCCCUCAACAAUACGUACACAAGUGGAAUCCCCAGCUCCCUGCGCAAUGCCAUCGCCAGCUCCUACAGCUCCAGCCGGGGCCUCACACAGCUGUGGAAGAGGAGUGGUGUGAGUGUGUCACCACUGUCCAGCCCUGCAUCCUCCCGUCCCCAGACACCAGAGUGGCCUAUCAAGAAAGCCAGGGAGGAGGAGACGCAUUGCUCCAACACUUCCACCCCAGUGAAAUCAGACAAGGAGCUGCAGACGGAGAAAGCAGUGGUGGAGAUGCCUGUGCGGAGGAAGCGUGGUUCCCUGAGCCCACCAUCUGCAUCAGGGAGCAGUGGCAAGCGCAAGCGGAAGAUCCAGUUGCUGUCGUCUCGCCGGGGGGACCAGCUGGCACUGCCCCCGCCGCCUCAGCUGGGCUACUCCAUUACGUCGGAGGACCUGGACGCGGAGAAGAAGGCAGCGUUGCAGUGGUUCAACAAAGUCUUGGAGGAUAAGCCUGAUCCAGUCCCCAACACCACUGCAGAGACUACACCUGUGUCCAGGCCAUUGGCAUUCACAGUGACCACAGGGACCUCCUCAACGCCUGUGUCAACAGCUCCUGUCCCAGCCAGCAGCAACUUGCUCCUGGACAGCCUGAAGAAGAUGCAGAGCAGCCAGGCUGCACCUGUGCCAGCAGACUCCACUGGAGCUACGAUAGCAUUCCAGCCAUCUUCAUCAGCAUCACAGCUGCCUGCUCCUGCCGUGUCACUGGAGUCAAAUUCUCAACCUGCAACCUCUGCUGACACCAAGCCUGUGCCUGUGCUAAGCACAGCUGCUCUUUCCAUCUCCCCUGCCUCGGGGACACAGCCUGCCAGCAGCGUGGCACCUCCUGCGACCACAGAGCUGGGCCCAACCCCCAGCAAACCUCCCUCCGUGCUGAAGCCGAACAUCCUUUUUGGGGCACCGAGUGCCCCUCCUGCCAGCCAGCCGGCAGUGACUGCAGCUGCUGCAGUGCCCACCACAACCCCCGUCUUCAAACCCAUCUUUGGUGCUUUGCCAAAAAGUGAGAGCACAGCACCGGGUACGACAGUCAUCUCUGCCGUAGUCACUGCGUCGGUGAGCUCAGCCCCUUCCUCAGCACCUUCCACCACCACCAUGUUCAAGCCCAUCUUUGGCAGCGUGACAACAGCUUCAUCUCCAGCAAAGGUCUCUCCUUUUGCCUUCAAACCACUGUCACAGCCGGCUUCAGCUGCAGAAGUGCCAGCAGCCUCCACAACCACGCUGGCAGGAUUCACGGCUCUGCCAAACGUCAUCUUCACCACCGCAGCUACGACUGCCACCACGCUCAACUCCUCCACGGAUGCCACCAUUAAACCAGUGUUCAGCUUUGGACUCAACCCGCCUGCCUCCACCAGCACCAACCUGACGGUGACCACCACCGCAUCCACCAGUGUGUCACAGCCCUUCGUGUUUGGUGGCCUGUCCAGCUCUGCCACCAGCACGGCACCCACCUUUGCUGCCCCAGUGUUCCAGUUUGGAAAGCCGGCUCCAGCCACCGUCUCUGCCACUGCCAGCGUCACGGGAGGCCCAGCGUUUGGCCAAGCACCUGCAAACUCAACAGCACCCACCACCACUGCGGGCUUCAGCAUAUUUGGGAGCACCACGUUGACAUCUUCUGCCCCGGCCACCGCAGGCCAACCGGCGCUGACGUUUGGCUCCUCCACUUCAGCUUUUGGCAGUACUUUCAGCACAAGUGUGAAGCCACUGCCGCCGUACUCAGGGGCAGCGAGCCAGCCCGCAUUCAGUGCCAGCGCUGCAGACAGCCAGCUGCCCACAAGCAAGCCUGCCGCGGGCCCUGUCGGCUUUGCUCCCCCGUUUAGUUUUGGGGCACCCACGGCCCAGUCCACUGCUCAGCCUGUGUUCGGCAGCAGCGCUCCGCCGACCUUUGGCACCAGCGGCACCCAGGUGGCGUUCGGGACCACCACGUCGGUGUUCUCCUUCGGGACGGCCACCUCUACCACAGCCAGCUUCGGUUCCGGCACCCAGACCACGAGCAGCAGCACUGGCACCGCCGUCUUCGGCACUGCGCCAUCUCCUUUCACCUUCGGGGCAGCCGCCCAGCCGGGCCCCUCUGCCGGUGCCUUUGGGCUCAGCACACCCGCCCUGAGCAGCGGCUCACCUGCAGUGCCCUUCAGCUUUGGUGCCGGGCAGAGCGGAGCGGCUGCAGCCGCCACACCGUUCGGUUCUUCCCUAACGCCGGGCACGCUGGGAGCGCCGAGCCAGAGCACGCCAUUUGCCUUCACUGUGCCCAGCACGCCUGAUGCCAAGCCCGUGUUUGGAGGAACUCCUGCCCCCACCUUUGGGCAGAGCACGCCUGUCCCGGGAGCAGUGGGGAGUGGCGGCGGCAGCCUUUCCUUCGGGACGCCCAGCGCUCCUGCCUCAGCCUUCCCAGGAGUUGGCACGUCCUUUGGUCCGUCAACCCCGGCGUUUUCCAUCGGGGCAGGAUCCAAGACUGGCGCUCGGCAGCGGCUGCAGGCACGGCGACAGCACACCCGCAAAAAGUAACCUGGGGCUCAGAGCCCCAUUGCUGGCUGUGUGAGGAGCACACAGCAUCCCCCGGGGCUGUGCUCACAGCGCUCCCCAGCACAUGAGCGAUGGUGCCGGGCCGUGCCCUCAUGGAUGCCAGCCGGGACAAGAUAAACCAAACUCUUCUUACUUGAACAGUUCCACAGCCAAGGCUGGAUGAACCUCUGUACAUAUCCACCACCUUUCCUCCCUCCCUUUGUUUUGCCAUGUUUCAUAACGUGUAAAUUUUCCCUAUUGCUUCUUAUAGAUGUUCUGAGCCCCCACCCCCCGUCACCCCCAGCACAGCACCAGCAUGUCCACACUCAGAGCCUGAGGCCACUGUGACUGCGUUGUCACAGUUCUCUGCUGUGGGAUGUGGUCUUCACCAGGCCCAAAAAUCUUUCCCCACUGUUGAAUCUCAUGGCCUGGUGAACGCACUCCCUCUGCUUCGAGCCACUCGUUGCCAUCUCCGCAGAGCACAAGGCUGUGUUAGCACCCGGCCCCAUGAGUGUGGCCAUCCUGGUGGCACGGGGUGACACAGCUGUGGAUGGGGGCUGAGCCCACUGCCACCACUCAGCUCAUACCAGGUCUCUGGCUGAGGUGUGGGGCGUGGGACAGGCAGCUCUGUGCGCUGCCCCCCACCUCUGUUGGGCUCCCCCCACCCUCUCGCUUCACGCCCCGUCUGUUCCGCUUUGUUCGUGCUCCUGUUUUAAUGCGCUCAUUGAAUCGAGUUUGGAGGAAGAACUGAACUGUGUGCGUGGCGGCAUGUUGGUUAUGCCGGAUUUGCUGUUUGGAGUUAUUUUUUGGGGUGCCCGUCCCUUCGUGGGGACACGCCCUGGCUAAUUGGAUGUUGACAGUAGCAUCACUGCGUGGCUGCUCAUGCUGGGUGAGUUCUGUCCCUUUGUUGUGACUGAAAGAAAGGCAGCUGGGGCGGGGGUCUGGCCUCCGCAGCCUCUUCUCUUCCUGGACCCCUUCUCCUGGGCUGGAGCCAUGUCACCACCUUGGGCUCCUUUGGCACCACCGAAGGAAAGGAGCCCGGAGCGGGUGGGUUUGUCCCCUCCCCAAACUGGAAUGGAUUUUCACUUUGAGCUCAUCCCCAAGCAUUAGUUCCUACGAGCUCCGAGGAGCUGCGGUGCUGCCCCUGUGCUCAUCACCCCUGGGAACCCAGUGAGGAAAAGGCGAGUGGAGCUCUGGUCCCCGUGGCUGAGAGCUGUGCCCGCAGCUCCCCUCUGCCUCCAGUAAUGCCUGGCUGCCGGGUUUUUUACUCUCCGAGCCGUGUGAGUGUGUGUGCCUGCUGAAGUCUAAAUUAAAAAGGAAAAAAAAAAAAUAUUUAAACAUUUUUUAACAAAAUAAGAAUUUAUUUUUAUAUUUAAGCUAAAUUGCCUUUGAAUUCCUUCAAGCUUGGUUCAGUGAGGUUGCUGACUGCAGCGCUGUUGGUAGUUCCCCGUUCUGUCGCGCCCCGGAGCAGUGGCUGUGCUGUGGGACACGGCUGUGCUGGGGAAAGGCAGCUGUGUCCCAGGGCAGGAGCCAUCUGCUCCUCCCAGGCUGUAACAACACGUCCUUGUUUCUCCAAUGUGAUGUACGUGGAUGUGAAUAAACUUUUUUUUUUUAAUUCCCCUGAA